Molecule: messenger RNA, 3817 nt
Organism: Corylus avellana
Lineage: Eukaryota; Viridiplantae; Streptophyta; Magnoliopsida; Fagales; Betulaceae
Molecular function (GO): protein binding; mRNA binding
Source: RefSeq, a predicted model, not a curated record
UUUAGUACAGUUCCUUUCUUCUACCGCUGAAGCGGGCGCACAGGCGGUUCAGUUCUGUCCAACUUUCUUCUUCUGCUAAAACGGGCGCAUAGGCGGCCGUUUUCAUGCUCCUAUGCUGCUGAGGGCCAUGCUUCUCAGCUUUCAGGCACAGAAAAAUCUCUCAAACACUACAAGCCUCACCUUCUUGUCCGGCUUUUGAUUGACCCACCUCUCUCUCUCUCUCUCUCUCUCUCUCUCUCUCUGUGGGAAUCAUAGACUCCUCAAAUAGAGGUACUUCUAUUAUUUCCAACCUUUUUUUGUUGUAAAUACCUGUUAACUUUGUCAUAUAUAGCCCGCAGUAAAUUUGGUUUUUCUCGAGCAUAAUUUCUUCUUCGUCAAAAAUGGUGUUCUGGGUAGUCUUUAUUUUUAGUUUUUGAGCAAAAAAGACUGGGUUUUGAGAAGCUUCAAUGGUGGAAUAGCGUUGGGUUUCACUGACCCCAAAGAUUUGGUAUGAGGCAGUUUGUGGUAUUGUUUGAAAAAAUCGAAUUGGGGGUUGAUGGGUAUUUGCUCAUGUUCAAGGAUAUUUUUAGCUGAGUCGUGUUUACUCCGGAACCAAGUCAUUCUCCGCGAAAAAUGCAUUGUUAGAGGUUAUUAUGCUGCUGCUUCUGCAAUUUUUUCAGAAGACCAUAUGUUCGAUGAAAAUCCUAAAAUUGAAACUAAUUUAAUUGAUAAAGUUAAUAUGCCGAGAAACAGGUCACGUAUCCGGAAAAAGCCCAAACUAUUUCCGUUAGUUGGCAGAGUUUUCAAGUCUUUGGAUUGGAUUGGAUUUCCAUACUUUUCAACAGCCGUGAGAAAGUAUGGAUUUUCUCAUUCAAUCGAUGCAUUUAGAAUUAUUGUUCAUAUAUUCGCAUUAGCUAGGAUGCAUAUGGAAGUUCAUGCUUUGCUUAGAGAUAUCAUUAGAUAUUAUAAUGAAGUUGGUUAUGAUGCGUUUGAAUUGUUUCCAACUUUACUGGAUUCAUCUCAGCAUGCGGUGAGAUCGAUUGUUGUAUUUGAUGUACUAAUAAAAGUAUUUGCGGCCAAUUCAAUGCUUGAGAAUGCUGUGGAUGUGUUUAUGCGGGCUAAAAGUAUUGGCCUUAAACCAGAUAUGUUUUCGUGUAAUUUCUUAUUGAAGUGUUUGGUGGAAGCAAAUAAAGUGGAAUUUGUUAGAAGUUUAUUUGAAGAUUUAAAAAACUCUGGACCAUCACCUAACGUUUACACCUACACAAUUAUGAUGAACUUUUACUGUAAAGGACAUCUUUGUCAGGAUGUAGAUAUUGGACAAGCGACUGAGAUUCUCAAAGAAAUGGAGAUGAGUGGGGAAAACCCAACUGUUGUGACAUACGGUACAUAUAUCCAUGGACUUUGUAAAGUUGGUUGUGUCGAGUUUGCCUUGGAAUAUAUUCGGAAUUUGAGAUGGAGAAACCAGCCUGUGAAUAAUUAUUGUUAUAAUGCUAUUAUAUAUGGGUUUAGCCAAAAAGGUGAAGUAUAUGAAGCUUUGAAAGUUUUGGAAGAAAUGAAGAGCUUUGGAAUAUCGCCAGAUGUUUACAGUUACAGCAUUUUGAUUGAUCGGUUUUGCAAGAUGGGGGAUAUUGAGAAAGGUCUGAAUUUGAUUGAGGAAAUGGGUCAAUAUGGUUUGAGACCAUCUCUAGUUAGCUAUAGUUCACUCUUCUAUGGUCUAUGUAAGGGCGGACUGAUGGACAUCACACUAGACAUGUUCCAUAAUCUUGGGGAUGCUGGUUAUAGAUACGAUCAUAUCGCUUAUGAAAUCUUAAUCAAUGGAUUUUGUAUGCAGGGCGAUAUGGAUUCUGCCUGUAAACUUUUGGAGGAGAUGAUCAGCAAUAAUUUGGUUCCUGAUGCUUCUAAUUUCCAGAGUCUGAUUCAUGGGUUCUGCAAGUUGGGCCUCUUAGAUAGGGCCUUGGAAGUUUUCAAUAUCAUGCUACUUCAUGGUGUCUUGCCUAAUACCAUCACUUGCAAUGUUAUAAUUGAUGGAUAUUGCAAGGAAGGGCACUUGGAGGAAGCCUUGAAACUUAUGGAUGAAAUGCAAGACCUAGGCAUUUUCCUUAACUCAUAUACCUAUAAUGCAGUUAUUGACAGGCUGUGCAAGGAAAGAAAAUCAGAAAAAGCUUGGGAAAUUUUUCCUCAAAUGCUUAAGAGGAAUGUACUACCUGGAGUUGUUAAUUAUGGUACGCUAAUGGAUGGUUUUGCCAAACAAUCAAAUUUUAGGAAGGCCUUGAUGUUGUACACAAGAAUGCUAAAAGUUGGGGUCAUGCCUGACACAGUCACGUAUUCAAUUCUUAUUAACAUAUUUUGCCGAAGACACAAAAUGCGUGAAGCAUAUAAAUUGUUCAAGGAAAUGACUGAAAAAGGUUUGGUUCCAGAUAAGAUUUCUUACACAUCUUUGAUAGCUGGGUUUAGCAGAACUAAAGACAUGAAGAAGGCUUGGGCAUUGUUCGCUGAAAUGUUGAGGAAAGGCCACAUGCCCAGUGUUGUAACUUAUACCUGUUUAAUUUAUGGUUUUUGCAAUUUGCAACGCAUGGACAUGGCUAACUUGUUGGUUGAUGAAAUGAAGAGGAACAAAGUGACUCCAGAUGUGGUAACUUACACUGUUCUCAUCACUUGUUACCAUAGACUUGGAAAUAUUGAAAGAGCACGCGAGUUAUUUGAUGAAAUGAAGGCAAGUGGUAUUGCUCCAGAUGGUAUGGCUUUGCACUGGGGAAUAAAAGCUGGUGCAGUAUCCAAAAGCUAGGAAGCUGAGGGAAUGGCGUUGUGAGGACCAGAUGUAUUAGUGAAGCGGAUAAUACUUAUGACUCGAGCUUUUUGGUGAUUGAAGAGGGAUUUAUUUCUGGAUAAUACAACUUAAGGAGUACACAAUUGGAUUGGUUAUGGAGUUGGAUAACAUUGCAAAAGCCACCUUCGCGUAAAGACAGGAAGGGGCGACCAAAGUGGCUACUCUACUUGGGCAUGACUAUAGUAGUAACUGCCUGCUUGAAACCAAUGAUAGGAGGGGCCUAGACAGACAGGGAGACUGCAGGCACUCCCUCAAACUGGUUUAGCAAAACUGUGGUCCAACCCCACCGAGGACACUAGUGCCACCCAAGUCGGUGGUGUACCAUUGGUGUUUAUAUUUGUGUUUUGCUAUAUUUGACCUCGUGCAUUCUUUUUAUUUUGUGUAAUUGAAUUUACAUGUAUCUUGCAGAUGCUAUGAGCAAAGCUCAAACCCUUGGAAACUCUCUAAAACCUCCCAAUAAGGCAAGAUAUGGUUAUUUCUCCAAAUUUAACUUGGAAAAGUGGAAUCUUUUUGAUUAUCAAGAUGUAGGAAAGAUAAAAACAAAACAAAGAGAAGACUACAGUUGGCUACCCUUAGCUUAAUUGGUUUUUUCAAGGUGAAUAUUGUCUGUUUGGGUCAAGUAUAGCUACUGUACCAGUAAAGAGCAAAAAAUAACUCAAAGGUGGAAGGCAUUGCAAGGACGAAGCCAACAGGGGUUGGUGCAGCAAAAAAAAAAAAACAAGACAAUCUAUGAUUUGCCGCAGCCCGCAAGACCUUGUGUAUCUUAUUAUGUCGCUUCCUGAGUGGAGCUAGCUUUGAACAACAAUGACCACAAAAACUGCGAUGACAACAAUGACAGUUGCAGUGGAUGGAUACUAGGAGUAUUCUUUGAUGAGCAACAGUGUUUUUAUAUUAAUGUUUAAUCUCGACAUUUCACUUGAAAUGAAGAAGAUCCUGAUUGUCGUAAUAUAUGUUGUUUUGACAGUCUUACGAUUAGUGCUAAUACAACAGAUCAACAAAUUCUAUUAACUA